AUGUCAGCCCUCUCAAAAUGGGCAAGAACUGCUAUCCGCAAAUCUACUAUCUACAAACCACCCUACCAGCCCCUCCGUUUCCCAACAUCGGGAUUUGAUAUCUUCCCGCCUCAUAUAUGUCUUGAGGAAGAAAGUAAUGAUCGUUUCAAGAGUGGAAAGUAUUUGCCGGUUAAUAUUGGAGAUGUGUUUGCAUCCAAGUACCAAGUGAUAGGAAAGUUGGGAUUUGGAGUUAGUUCUACUGUUUGGCUUGGAAGGGAUCUUUUGUAAGCUGGACGUCGACCCUGUAAUGAACAAUGGGGUAAAUCAAAGCUAGGAAUCGUGAAUAUGUUUCAUUGAAGAUAUAUGCUCGUAAUGAGGAUAUAAAAAAUGAAUUUUCUAUAUAUCAACACAUAAAAAAUGCGAAACGGGAAUCUUGGACCGCGCAUCCGGGCGCGGAUUACGUUCGAACUGCAAUAAACACCUCUAUCAUCCCACGGGCUGGAGGCGGUCAUAAUUGCCUCGUCCAAAAGCCGAUGUGGGAGAGUUGGAGCGAUAUGCUAUUUCGCAUUCCUAGUGGUCGUUUUACGGAAGCUCUCCUUAAAGCAGCCCUCAAACAACUUCUUCUCGCUUUGGAAUUUUUGCAUACUGAGUGUAAGAUUGUUCACACAGGUAUGAUGAAACCAUGAGUUAUUUACGGAUGUGACUGAUAGCACAACCCUUAGAUAUCAAGGGGGACAACGUACUUCACGUCAUAAACGACCCAACUCUUUUAACAGACUUCCUCGCAGCCGAGCUACAAACCCCUAGUCCGCGUAAAACAAUCGAUGACCACACAGUCUAUGCAUCUCGGCGCUUCGGAUACCCAAAGAAGCAUGGCAUCGCAGUAUUGAGUGACUUUGGCUCUACUGUCCUCGUGAAGAACAACGAACGUAGAAAUUGGAAUAUCCAACCAGAUAUCUAUCGCGCCCCGGAGGUAAUGAUCAAAGCAGACUGGAGCUAUACUGUUGAUAUUUGGAAUGUUGGGUGUGUGGUGUAG
Molecule: messenger RNA, 1015 nt
Organism: Hymenoscyphus albidus
Lineage: Eukaryota; Fungi; Ascomycota; Leotiomycetes; Helotiales; Helotiaceae
Source: the annotation of a GenBank genome assembly